This is a messenger RNA of Cheilinus undulatus (humphead wrasse), 612 nucleotides long. RefSeq names its product hemoglobin subunit beta-1-like. Bases 65 to 508 code for a protein of 147 amino acids. The transcript has 3 exons. The record is from RefSeq and is a predicted model, not a curated record. Gene Ontology annotation, cellular component: haptoglobin-hemoglobin complex; blood microparticle; hemoglobin complex. NCBI's taxonomy places the organism in Eukaryota, Metazoa, Chordata, Actinopteri, Labriformes, Labridae. Gene Ontology annotation, biological process: oxygen transport; hydrogen peroxide catabolic process. Gene Ontology annotation, molecular function: heme binding; oxygen carrier activity; peroxidase activity.
AGACGGGGGUCCCACUGUGGUAGCAUUCAGUCUUUUCUUCUAAGUCUGAGCUCAAAUAAACAAUAUGGUUGUGUGGACGGAGCAGGAGCGCAGCAUCAUCAACGGCAUCUUUGGCGGCUUGAACUAUGAAGACAUCGGGCCCAAGGCUCUGUGCAGGUGUCUGAUCGUUUACCCCUGGACUCAGAGGUAUUUCGGUGCCUUUGGUAACCUCUACAACGCCGAGGCCAUCAAGACCAACCCCAACAUCGCAAAGCACGGCGUCACUGUGCUGCACGGUCUGGACCGGGCCGUGAAGAACAUGGACAACAUUAAGAGCACCUAUGCCGAGCUGAGCGUGCUGCACUCCGAGAAGCUGCACGUGGACCCCGACAACUUCAAGCUCCUGUCUGACUGCCUGACCAUCGAGAUCGCCGCAAAAAUGGGAAAGGACUUCACAGCAGAGACGCAGGCCGCCUUUCAGAAGUUCCUGGCUGUUGUGGUGUCCGCUCUGGGAAAACAGUACCACUAAAUGUGCAACAGCAGAACGCCCAAAGGAGGCCUAAAGUGUUUUCUGUGUCUCUUGUUGUCAAAAAAUAAAGGCACACUUAAGCAAAACUACUUGUCGCUUGUCUA